Messenger RNA from Drosophila busckii, 374 nucleotides. RefSeq lists its product as uncharacterized. Lineage: Eukaryota; Metazoa; Arthropoda; Insecta; Diptera; Drosophilidae. The record is from RefSeq and is a predicted model, not a curated record. Bases 69 to 359 code for a protein of 96 amino acids. The transcript has 2 exons.
CUUUGGCUGUGCAACUAAACUCGACUGUAGAGGCCUGAACUGGAGUCUCUGGCCCACGCUUCUGGAUUAUGCGGCAAUUGUUGUUGAAGACUGUUGCUCUAUUGCUGCUGCUGCUAGCGCUGGUGAGCAGCAAGCCGGCUAAAGAGCAACUGCUGCUCAUAGAUGCAGCGCCUUCGGUGGUGGCCUAUCAGGGCUCCUCACAAACGCACACACGCUUUGUCAUAGCGCCCAUGGGACGCUCGCUGGGCUAUUUGCAGCCCACAAAUGUGAAUCAAACUUUUCAUACACAAAAGAAUGGCAGCUAUGAGCGAACUGGGCCCGAGCUGCUACAAAUAAAUCCUGUUUAUGUUCAUCAUUAGUUGACAACAAUAAAU